Molecule: messenger RNA, 3019 nt
Organism: Verruconis gallopava
Lineage: Eukaryota; Fungi; Ascomycota; Dothideomycetes; Venturiales; Sympoventuriaceae
Exons: 2
Coding region: 837-2717 (626 amino acids)
Biological process (GO): iron ion transport; intracellular iron ion homeostasis; copper ion import
Cellular component (GO): plasma membrane
Molecular function (GO): ferric-chelate reductase activity
Source: RefSeq, a predicted model, not a curated record
CGGUAGUUCAACUCCUAGCAUUGCUCACGCCAGACAGUAGUGAUCGUCGCAAGUCCAGAUCUGUCUCCGAUUCUUCGCGGUUCUGCUUCUUUUCCUCUAUCUUUGCACUCUGCUCGAUCGUUUGUUUAGUCGUGGCGUGUAGUCAGACAGUGUCUGCGUCCGUUCGUUCCUGGGUUUCUGAACCUAUCGACCUUCGUUUUUGUGACCGAACUUGGUUGUUUUUUUUAUAGAUUAUACACAUUGAGUGCUUCAUCGCUUCCUAGACAAUCGUAGUCAGCGACUGUUAUAACAGCUCUUUUUUAUCGGACUCUUUGUUACGACUGGUUCCCCCUUCGACGAAACUCCAAGCCGUCAAAAGCAGCCCGCGUCUGCAGUUAAGGCGGUUCAAAAAGGUCAAUAUCAAAGACGUCAAACUCGUCACUGCAGAAGCCCAAAAUUUUCUCGCAUUGUUCCGAGCCUGCGCCUGGCCAUAUCGUUCCAUAAUUCACUACUCCCGUGACUGUCUGCAACGAGGACCGGCGACAAUGAGACUUUGACAAUGAUGCUGUUACUGGUCAAGGUGCAACAAUAGCGUUUCAGCGUCUUCGGCAAUUCACAUCAGCAGACGAGAAUCUUCACACUUCGGUCCCCGAGCUGUGUUUGCGACUCAUCCCUUAGUCACGACGAACGAAGCAGCCAUAUAACUUUCUUGCAAACUCGUCAGAUCUUAGGCUAUCCUCCUGGGCUUCUUUUCUUUUCCCCAGUGGGGCGCAACUAUUCGCAUUUGACUGCGCGAUUCCUACAUCCUUGGUCUCGAUACUCGGCGCGCAGGCCGCUGCAUUGGUUUCUUUUUCAACAUGAACGCAGCAUCGUUAUCACACGGCGUGGUUGACACGCCGUUGACAUUCUUACAGCGGCGACAGGUCGAAGAUCCCGCGUACGGUAACCGCACCGGAUUCUCAACCCUCUUCCCGUUCUCCGCAGGUCUGCACGGCGUCAACCAGGUGCAGAACUACUUCUUUGCCCAUGUGUUGAUCGUCAUGCUUUGUGCACUGAUCCUGAUGACCAUAGGUCUCCGGCUGACACAGAAGGUGAUCAGUACACUCCGUCAUCUUACCGUGCUCGGUAACCCCGACAGGCAGGGCUACUGGAAAUACAACAAGACGACGUGGUGGCCGCUCCUUAAAAGAUACCUGACGUACGCCCCGUUAUGGAAGGACAGGCACAACCGCGAAAUCUAUGUUUCGGAGAACGUAUCUUUGGGGUGCAUACCAUCCAGAGGACAUUUUCUGCUCAUCGCAAUGUACACCAUCUCGAACAUGGCCUACUGCUUGGUGCUCCCGUACAGCGACGGACACACCAUCGUAUUGGUAAACUUGCGCGGACGGUCCGGAAUGCUUGCAGCGCUCAACAUGAUUCCUACAAUUGUAUUUGCGCUCCGAAAUAAUCCGCUGAUUGGCUUUCUAAACACGCCAUACGAUACCUUCAACCUCUUUCAUCGUUGGCUAGGCCGAAUUGUAGUGGUCGAGGGUGUAAUGCAUACGGUGGCCUGGAUUGUCGUCACACACAAGCAAGGGUCCUGGGCUGCGGUUAAAAUGGGUAUCACGGAUGGGCCGCACGCGGUCAGCUAUAUGGCCGGAAUGGUAGCCGUCGUUGCUGCACUGAUCCUCCUUGUUCAGUCUUUGUCACCACUACGACACGCAUUCUACGAGACUUUCCUAAACGUACACAAGCUCAUGGUCAUCACUUUCCUGGUCGGUGUGUACGUACACUUGAAGUGGGACAACCUACCACAAAUUCCCUGGGCUGUCGCCGUAAUGCUGUUUUAUGGCUUGGAGUACAUUGUGAGGGUGUAUCGAAUAGUCUAUCACAACUAUUCUCGCAGAUACGGCUGGACAGAGAUCGAGGCCGAGGCGCUUGAAGCGGAGGCUACCCGUCUCACCUUCAAAUUGCCUCGUCCAUGGCACCCAAAGCCAGGUUCACACGUGCAUGUCUACAUCCCGACGUUGUCGUGGCUAUCUUCGCACCCGUUCUCUGUCGCGUGGAACGACGUGCAUUACGUCUCGAGAGGUCGCGCCGGAAACUCGCUUCCUAUCACGGAGAAGGAAGACUUUGACUUCGAUCGCAAGACUGAGCUGGCAGGGACCGUCUCCCUCAUCGUCCGUGCUCGUGCAGGUUUCACCCGUAAGUUGUGGGAGAAGGCCAAGGCGCAACCUGACAGAAAGUGGCGGACGCGGGGUGCACUGGAAGGUCCAUAUGGUGGCCACGAUUCACUACGUUCCUAUGGCACCCUGGUUCUCUUUGCGGGCGGCGUCGGAAUCACACACCAGGUCCAGUACGUGAAGGACUUGGUGCAGGGCUAUCACGAGAACACAUGCGCUGCCCGCAAAGUUGUGCUCAUCUGGUCGGUUCCCAACACAGAAGCUCUCGAAUGGGUGCGCCCCUGGAUGGACGAGAUCUUGAAGAUGCCCGGCAGGAAGGAUAUUCUUACCAUCAAACUGUUCAUCACGAAACCUCGCGCGCGCCACGAGACCCAGACUCGCACGGGCUCGAUAUCGACAUUUCCUGGCCGUUGCAAUCCGCAAACCGUGCUCGACCAGGAGAUCCGCGAACGAACGGGUGCAAUGGCCGUCACCGUCUGCGGCCCGGGUGCGUUCGGUGAUGCUGUGAGGAAGGCAGUCCGCAAGCGAGUACAGGUUGGCGUGAUUGACUUCAUAGAAGAAGCUUUCAGCUACUAGUCGUUGUCUUUUCUUCUUGCUGCAGAAAGCGAAUUCCAAGCAAACAUGCAUUAGCAAUCAAUUUGAGCAAAAUCUCUUACAAGCCACGCGUUUAAGCAAGUAAACUUAAAAAUGUGUGCGCUGUUUCGUGUUGAUAAUGUAUAUAGUCGAGGGAGCAAUGGAAAAUAAAGCGCCAAGCUUCUCGCAAAGCGCUUUUAUUGCACAUUUGAUCUGGCUUUGUCACAAGAACAACGCAUUUCGCGCCCCUUUUCUUUGAAAUUCGUAAGCUUUUGCUCCUUGAGCAAUACUAGGUUGUCUCUUUC